Salvia miltiorrhiza (redroot sage) is the source of this 846-nucleotide messenger RNA. The record is from the annotation of a RefSeq genome assembly. NCBI's taxonomy places the organism in Eukaryota, Viridiplantae, Streptophyta, Magnoliopsida, Lamiales, Lamiaceae.
AUGAAGAGUUUAUUUAUCGUUAUGACUGGUCGAGUGGUAGAACUUUUCUCUUUUCUACUUGCGAAAUUGGGAGAGUGGAUGAGUUCGCAAGAUGUUCUAGAAUGGCUAUUCCUCACCAUGUCUCCAAUAGAAUGGUAUUGUCCUUCGGUCUUCUUUUUUAAUACUUCAUCGUUCUGGGAGUUGGACAUUUCUUUUUUAAUAGACUUACCUCACGAUCUGAGGUGUAUCCUUCUUUCCUUACUUAUUUCGUUCUCUCUUUCUUUAUUACGAUGCCGUAGCUAUUGGUAUUGCUAUAGUCCUUUCUAUUUCUAUUCUCUCUUUUUCUUUUGUGCCGUAGCUUGUGUAGCACUCCAUCCUAUUACUUUGGCCUAUUGUUAUUGUGAUCAAGGGAAUUCUUUCCCCCCAUCUCCCCCUACUCCAAUCCAAUUACCGGAGGAACCACUAACUCCCCCCGAGGCUCCGCCCGUCGCUCCACCAAUUCCCCAAUUGGAUCAACCUCUCCUCUCAGAUGAGGAUAGAAGGGCCAUGCUUUACCAGCGCUACUUGGCCCUCAAUUUUGGGGGGAAUGACAGCCUAGCACGUAUGGUAUCUAUUAUAGAUUCUCAGUUUAUAAUAGAACGAUAUAUGGAAGCUGCCCUGGUGGAUGAUGGGUUUCGUCCCCAAUCCAUUCUCUAUAGAAUGAGAGAGAUCCGAGGAUUUAUUCAUUCUCCGUACGGGGGUCUCUUGAGUUCACGGACCUAUCAAUCCCACAUUAGGCAGAUUCAGGAAAAUGGGACGCGCUCAAGCCUUCCCUAUCAACGACUUAUGAUAGCGAUAGAUAAAUCUGAUCUGCUUUUAGAACGCUGA